Messenger RNA from Hyposmocoma kahamanoa, 1523 nucleotides. Its product is annotated as venom carboxylesterase-6-like. The record is from RefSeq and is a predicted model, not a curated record. Lineage: Eukaryota; Metazoa; Arthropoda; Insecta; Lepidoptera; Cosmopterigidae. The coding region runs from base 330 to 1523 and encodes 397 amino acids. The transcript has 4 exons.
AAAAAUAUUGUAUUAUUUUGUAUUACUGUUACCUACUAUGUAAACUAUUAAAAUGAUAGUGAAAUACAAAGUUGUACCUGUUAAAGUAUCGAGGUAGAUUUAAGAUCAGAAUAAUAAUUAAGUCUAAGGAUCUCUAAAAUAUGUGAACCUAAUCAGUUGUACGUGAACAAUUUAAAGCUACGGUCGUCUGCAUAAUAGCCUCUGUACAUCCUCAAACGCGCAAGUCAAGAGACAUCAACCUGUAAACUCUGUCUUCGUGACUAUACGUAGGUACAGUUUAAAUAUAUUAAAUUUCAAUAUUAAACCGAAAUAUUAAAUUUAAAUGAAAGAUGUACAAAAUAGUACUGAUCGUAAUAUGUAUUACAAAAACUAUGGCGUGUAAUUAUAAGACUCUUGUGGUUACCACAAGUGGUCCAAUACAAGGAAGACUAGUACGCGACUUAGGACUGAGUUACUACUCUUUUCAAGGUAUACCAUACGCUGAGAAUCCCGUUGGCAAAUUUCGUUUUAAGCCUCCCGUUCCGAAAAAACCUUGGUCCGAAGUACUUGAUACAACGAAAACAGGUCCAGUCUGCAUGCAAGCAGAAGGCACUUAUAAAAACGAAGAAAUGAGUGAGAACUGCUUAUUUUUAAAUAUUUACGUCCCUGCAAAUAGGACAGAAAUUUCGCACCCAAUGCCAGUGCUUGUAUACGUCCACGGUGGCGAAUUUAAGAGCCUUUCCGGUAACAAUGAUUAUGUAUACGGACCGCAAUUGCUCAUAAAAGGAGAUUUUAUUGUUAUCACUGUAAAUUACAGGUUGGGAGCGUUAGGAUUUCUGUCUCUUGGUAUAGAAGACGCAUCAGGAAACGCUGGUAUUAAAGAUGUACUUCUUGCACUGCAAUGGGUGAAGGCGAACAUUAAUCUAUUUGGAGGGAACAGUGACAAAACUACUUUAGGCGGCAACAGCGCCGGGGCGGUCCUCGUACAUUAUUUAACGUUGACAACAAAAUCAACAGGCCUCUUUAAUCAAGCUAUACUGAUAUCGGGGAGUGCUCUAGGGUACAGAUUCUUAGCACGCCAUCCAGUCGAAAAUGCAGUCGCAUUAGCAAAACAGUUAGAUAUUCAAACAAACGACACAUACGAACUUCUAAAAACACUAAAAGAGAAAGACGCUUUCGACAUAAUACAGGCACAAAAGGAUAUGGAACAGUCGGAUAAAAUAAAGGGAAUCAGACCGUUUGCUCCAUUUGUACCCUGUAUUGAAAUCGAAUCGUCCAGUGCCAUCCUAACGAAAGAUCCUAUAGAAAUAAUUAUGUCUGGUAUACCCCAAAAUGUUCCAAUCUUAGCAGGAAUCAAUUCCGAUGAAGGCAUAAAAAUGUUGAAAGUUAUAAAAAUGAAUCAAACGUUAAUAGAUUUCUUAAACGAAAAUUUUGAAUUAUGUAUUCCAUCUAACAUUGAAUACCCGUACGGUUCGGAGGAAUCCCAAGAAGAGAAGGCAGUAAAAACUUGUACUAUUACGUUUAUAAUUUCGAGGGAGAUUUAA